AUGCACAGAGAUGUACUGAGGUUUCUGUGCAAGACCUCCACGAAGCAGAGGUCACCCUAUUCGGUCUUCGCCAGGGAGUUCUUCCGGGAGAACAGAUUCAGAUAUGAAAGCUACGUGCUGCUUGCAAAGGCCAUGGUAGAGGAAUGGGGCAAGAUGCAAGCAGAAGAGAAGAGCGUGUAUGUGGAGAAGUGCAACAAGGAUCUCCAGACCAUCGGCAAGUCUCCAGACGGUGACGAGAAUAAACCGUCUGAUGAUUUGGAUUCGAUGAAGAAACUAAGAAAAUAUGCCCAGAGCGGGUAUACACAUCGCUGGGAGUAUUCCGGGUAUCUCUUCUUUGUAAGCGAGAUCUUCGAUAUCUGCUGCGACAUGAACGUGUCCCCGGAGGAGAAUGUCCGUAUGUUUGCCGAGAUGUGGAACCAGCUGGAUAACGAAACGCAAACCAAGUGUAGAAACAGUGCCCUGAGCCUGUGGGCUGAAAGAAACAGAGAGAGGAUUGAGAUGUAUGGGGCGCAUUCUAGAAAAAGGAUAAUUGUAAAAGACCCACGACCCCAGAGGGACUCGAACCCUCAGCCUUCGGCUCCGUAG
Molecule: messenger RNA, 585 nt
Organism: Encephalitozoon cuniculi GB-M1
Lineage: Eukaryota; Fungi; Microsporidia; Unikaryonidae
Exons: 1
Coding region: 1-585 (194 amino acids)
Source: RefSeq, marked provisional